AACUAAUAACAUCAAAAUAUUACAAAAAAAUAAAUAAAAAAUUUAAACAAAUAGUUAUUAAAAAAAUUAAAUAAUAUAAUUAAUUAAGCAGAAAAUAUUUUAAAUAAAUUUGAAAAUAUGUAGUAAAAACAAUAGAAAUUAAAACAAAAAAAGUGCCUUGUUUUGUGAACAAAUUAAAUUGUUAAAAAUAUAUAAAAAAAAUUUAAUAAGUAAAGGAAAAAUUAAAAAAAGCAAAAAAAGUUUUACUAAGAAAUGUAAAGCCAGUGAAGUUCAAGGAAUCCAAUGUGUGUUUUUUUCAAAAUUUCAUUGCACAAGACGGUGUAAAAAUCAAUAAUCAGACACACAAUAAUUUGACAAAACAAACAAAAAGCAAGAAAUAAUAAUAACAAAAAAUAUAUACAUACAUAUACAUAUUUCAUUUGAUGGCCAGGAGUCCCUCAAACUAAGAGAAAAGUGAGGAGAAGAAGGAGGUGCUUGGUAUUGGGCAACAACAUCACAUGUCUAUACUAGGAAACAUGUUCAGCUUAAACAUCAUGAUGAACAUGAACUCUCGUAAACAAUAGAGUGUAAUAUACUAUAAUCGGUUAAAUUGCGGGUUUUUUUUUAUUCUUGUUAUUGUUGUUGCUGUUCUUUGCUGACGUUGGCUGCAGCCUGUAAUUUAAUUGUAUGUAAAUGUUUUAGAUUGCCAGCGCCGCAGCUAAUCUUGUGGCAGCAUUAGCAUUGUUAUAAUAUGACCAGUCAAGUGUUAUUAUGUGUGUUUUCAAAUAUGUACUUAGUGUAAUGUAAAAAUAUUAUGGGUAAAAUGUAAUAAAUGUAUAAAGAAAAAAACUCAAAAACCUUAAAGAAAAAGAAAUAAAAGUUCAAUAGUUUCAUUGAACUUACACUUACAAUGUAAAUGUCUUUGCCAAACAACAACAACCGCAGCAGCAGUUAGUAAUUUAUAAUGGCAGCAUCUAAGUGAUAUAACAACAAACAAACAAACCUUGUUCUAAGUUAAGAAAAACCUACAGACAUUGAUUUUUUUUAUAUAUGACUGUUAAAUUAUUUUAAAAUCAAAAGCAAUAAAUACACUUAUAAACCUUUAUAAACAGCCACACAAAUGUUAAAAUGUUUAAUUCCACGCCUUCACAACCAGCCACACCACCACCGGUGGGUGAAACAUCACGCAUUAAAAGCUUUAUGGGUCGUACACCAGCCAUUGGUAUAUUGAAAUCGAAAUUCUUAACAGUUUUGGGAAAUAGUAAUGAAUUAUUAAAUGGCAUUUCAUCAAAGUUUACCCUUAAUAUCAGUUCAAGUGAUUCGGACUAUUGUGAUGAUGAUGAGGAAGAAAUGCCUAAAUUUGAUGAAUCCAUUGAUUAUACGAAAAUAGACUAUGAGGCUCGUAGGGUAAAGGCACGACGAGCACAUGAAGAAAUCAUAUCUGGUCGCUAUAGACAACCGAACUUAGCACCAAGACCUCGCUUGGAUGCCUUGCGCAAUAAGAAACGUGACAAAUCCCGUUCAUCUUCUUCAUCAUCUACCUCCUCGUCAUCGUCUACCUCAACUUCCUCGAGAUCGUUUCAAAACAAUCUACAGGAUAGAUCUCAUGUUAGCAGCACUACACGUUCCGAUUCCAUAGAAUCCCGACAUUCGGGUGGUUAUGAAAGGGCACGAGCCAUACCCGGAGCUCGACGUAGUGAACUAGAUAUGCAAAGGGACCUAAUGAGAAUGCGUGAAAAUUCAACAGUUAAUACCACAAAUCCGGUGGUCGUUGCUGGUAGUACAGCGCCUCAUAUUGAGGUACAACCUCCCUCUUAUGAACGUGAACUUAGUAAAUCAUCUGUAGUUAAUGCCACUGCGGCCACCUCAAAUCAUUCCAUAAGAGUUCCUCCUGUUAGGCGUAAAAAUUCCAAUAGCAGUACUUUAACUAGUUUACGUGAUGACCUCGAGUGUCAGGUUAGUCCUAGUGUAGAGUCGACCGACUGGCGUAAUUUUAUACGUUCUGAAUCACAAAAUUCGGUGCCUUCAUGGGCCUCUUCCAUAAGUCUAGAUUGUCGUGCCGGUGAAGAGCCCAUCAAAGAAUUUAUGAAACGUUUCACCGACACCUUAUUCUCCAAUGCAAAUGCCAUUGAUUUGGAAUUGAAAUCGGAGUUUGGUGCCAUGACACGUUUAGAAAUAGGACGACAAUGGUUUGUACGUUUUCUGGUGGAUCAAAAGAAUAAAGUGAAGGUGGUGAAUGAAUUGACAUUUCAUUCUUUGAUACAACAUUUUGCUUUGGUUUUAUUCGAAUGCAAUGAAUGUGAGCAUUUUCCACCAGCUGCCAUUAUAAUGAAUUUGUGUUUUAUAUUUUAUCGUGAAAUUGAUGUUCCCGGUUGUGAUGCUUACCGUGAAUAUUUAUUUACUUUUAUGCGUGAACAGCCUAUAUGGUUGUCUUUGCGCUUUUGGAAUACAGCAUUUUUUGAAUCAAUACAAUCGGAAAGGGAUCAUCGUGUUUUGGCUAAACAAAAGAAACAGGAAAGACGUAAGGCUAAGCAAAAAACUAAAAAUGAAGUGGAGCCAGAAUCAAAGCCUCAGACAACUGAAACUGACAAUGAAGAAAAAGCUUUAAAUAAAACUGAAAUUUCCACCUCAAGUUCAUCUCAUCACAGUCACACCAAUAAAAUCAAAAGAGAACGUUCACCAAAAGUGGUCAAUGAGGCAGCAGCUAGCGAUAUAGAUAAAGAAAUGGAAAAUAUAUCAUUUCGCCAAUUAACUUCAUUUACUUGCAAUAUACAUGCCUUGGGAGCUCCACAAGAUUUGUGUUUGGAAUUUUUCAAAAAACAACAGGCCAUAUUAGCCUUGUCCAAAGAAAAAUCAAAAUUAAUACGUGAUAACAUCUAUCGCAUCUAUUAUGAAACCGAAAUGUGGGGCUUCAAACAAUCUUGAAGUCCCGGCGAGGCUUUAAAACAACAAAAAUAUUUCAAUUUUCGAAAUCAAAACUAUAAAGAUCAAAAUAAGUUUUCAUAGUUUUAUAUGGUAGUUAAACAAAUUAUUUAAUAUACAAAC
Molecule: messenger RNA, 3024 nt
Organism: Lucilia cuprina (Australian sheep blowfly)
Lineage: Eukaryota; Metazoa; Arthropoda; Insecta; Diptera; Calliphoridae
Exons: 6
Coding region: 1108-2904 (598 amino acids)
Source: RefSeq, a predicted model, not a curated record